Messenger RNA from Lactuca saligna, 606 nucleotides. The record is from the annotation of a GenBank genome assembly. Lineage: Eukaryota; Viridiplantae; Streptophyta; Magnoliopsida; Asterales; Asteraceae.
AUGUGCAAGGCUGAAGCGAAAGAGAAAUUAGAACACGAAGCUCAGUUCACACUGGAAAGUCGAAAGCUUUUAUUUAUGGAGUGGAGUUUCAAGUCAAUUCAGAACGAAUAUGUGGAUAUGUCGAGUCAAUAUUGGCGGGAACCAGUUUUGUCAUUCGAGCUUCAGAAUACACAAGAUUCGCAGCUGGACCCUCCAAUAACUCCGAAAUCCUUCAAGUUUUGCUCCUUUGUGAAAGUAGUGAAUGUCCCAUACACUGGUAGUGGCACCGAUCAUUUGCUCUUCACAUUUUAUCUCAAGCAUAUGAAGGCCCAAUACAAAACAUGGAGUACUAGCAAGAUUACAACAGUAAAGGUCACAGGUCCAAUCGAAAUCGACAACUUCCCAAAUACGAAGUUCAAGGUUGUGAGAGGUUCAUCUAGUCAGGUUCACGAAUUCACUCUUGUAGACCUGCCUUGCCUCAAUCCCUAUGACUGGAUCAUGCUUUACAAAUUAUUAUUGAGAGACAGGAAAAAGUACGAGCUUUUUAUUACUCGCCUCAAACUGACACUAGUUUCGUAUGCUAAAAACGUAGGCAAAAUGGAUGUGGAAAUUGUUGUCGUACUAUGA